Messenger RNA from Ascochyta rabiei, 3372 nucleotides. Its product is annotated as Structural maintenance of chromosomes protein 5. Gene Ontology annotation, biological process: double-strand break repair via homologous recombination. The record is from RefSeq and is a predicted model, not a curated record. Gene Ontology annotation, cellular component: Smc5-Smc6 complex. NCBI's taxonomy places the organism in Eukaryota, Fungi, Ascomycota, Dothideomycetes, Pleosporales, Didymellaceae. The transcript is spliced from 5 exons. Bases 1 to 3372 code for a protein of 1123 amino acids. Gene Ontology annotation, molecular function: ATP binding; ATP hydrolysis activity.
AUGCCUGGCCUCGUCCGGCGUGGGCGAAAGCGCCCCUCGCCUGAAGAACCAGACGAAUCAUCCGACUCCGACCUCCCCACGCCCGUCUCUGUGAACGGCAAACGCGCUCGUUACAGCCGUGACGCGUCUGGCACUCGCAACCACGCACACGCCCAAAACUUCUCGGCCAACGGCGCAUACGCGGAGGAUGUAUUUCAACCUGGCUCGAUCGUGCGAGUCAAACUCAAGAACUUCGUCACCUACACCGCUGCUGAGUUCCAUCUGGGGCCCAGCCUGAACAUGGUUAUCGGACCAAACGGAACGGGAAAGAGCACGCUCGUGUGCGCAAUCUGUUUGGGGCUGGGAUGGUCAUCCGACAACCUGGGAAGAGCCAAGGAGCUGAGUGCGUUCGUCAAGCAUGGCGCUGCUGAAGCCGAGAUCGAGAUCGAACUGGCCAGAGCAGGAGACAUGCGGACAAAUCCAGUCGUGACCCGCAUCUUGCGCAGGGAGGACAACAAGACAGUGUUCCUCCUCAACGGAAAGCACUCUACCAAGGCUGCUGUUAUGGACCUGUGUAAUCGUUUUGCUAUCCAGAUCGACAACCUUUGUCAAUUUUUGCCUCAGGACCGGGUCGUCGAGUUCGCCAAGAUGAAAGAUACUGAGCGACUACGGGCGACUCUGGGUGCUGCAGCCCGUCCGGAAAUGAGCGAGUGGCACAACCAACUCAAGGUCCUGCGCGAAGAGGAAAAGGACCUUGGGGCCAAGCGGCACGACGAUGAUGAACAUCUCAAGCAGCUCCAAGCCCUGCAGAAUACUACACGGGGCGAUGUCGAAAGAUGGAACCAGCGUCAGGAGCUUGCAAUCAAGUCGGAAGCCCUCGAGAAAGUCCGGCCUAUUAUUGAAUUGAGGCUGCGCAAGUCGGAAUAUAAAAAGGUCAAGGAUGACUUCCAAGCAGCGAAGCGGGGGCUGGAUGAGCUGAACAACGAGGUAGAGCCCAUCAGGCAAGCUGGGGCAGCAGCGCAGACUUAUCAUGAUCAAGUCAACCAAGUCGUCCAGCGACGCAAGCAGAUGAUGGAUAUGGUCAAGAAGCAGGCAGAGAAAAAAGCCCAGGCGAUCAGCACAGAAAAACAGGUCAUUGAUGGAUUUCAAGGUCAAAUCACUGGUGAAAUGCGUUCUAAGCAAGGCCGUCAGCAGGACAUAGCUCGCUUCACCAAGAAGGUCUCCGAUCUCGAGCGGAAGCGACAUGAACGACCCGUCGAUUACGAUCAAGCAGCAUAUCAGCAGCGCAAGGACGAAUUGCGACAGGAGUAUUCAUCGGCCGAACGUCGCAUAACAGAUCUGAGAGGCAUCAUGUCGUCCAUCCAAGCUCGAGUCCAGGAUUUCAAAGCUCAGAGAACAGCGGUUCAGCAACAGCGAGACCGACUCGACACUCAGAGCGGCAAGCAAAGCAGUCUGCUACAGAAGAUCUCUCCUGAGACAGCCAAGGCCUGGGAAUGGUUCGAGGCGAACAAAGCGCAACUGCCUCUCAAGGGCGAAGUCUAUGGACCUCCAAUCUUGAAGUGCCGAAUCACAGACCCUAAAUAUGCAGACGCUGUGGACAGUCAGAUGAGAUUAGGCGAUGUUGUGGCCAUGACGUGCACCAACAAUGACGAUCAGAGGCUCUUACUUCGUGAAAUGACUGGCAAGGAUAAGCUUGGGCUACACGGCAUUUACCUCAGGACGUCGCCCAAGCCGUUGUCUUCCUACCAGUCACCUGUGGCUGCAUCGGAUCUUGCCCAAUACGGAUUCGAGGGCUACCUUCGCGACUACAUUACAGGGCCCGACCCAGUCAUUGCGAUGCUCUGCGACAACGUGAGACUGAACAGGGUUGCUUUUGCCUCAAAGGCCAUCACUGAUCAGCAGCACGCCGCUGCGUCGAACAGCCCGAUUCAGGCAUGGGUCAGCGGCAGGGAAGUAUACAGAAUUACCACACGAAAGGAGUACGGCGUGUCGUCCACUGCAGUCAACCAUCUCAAGCAGGGACGGUUCUUCGUCGAUCAACCCGUCAACUCGGAUGAGAAAUUGCGUCUCGACGAACAAUUGCAGGAGCUGAAUCGUGAAGGCAACGCAAUGGCAGCACAGCAUACCGAGGCCAAGGCCGAGCUCAACCAGCUUCUUGAGAAGAACAAGGCAGUGAAAGAACAGAAGGAUGAUAUAGUGAGAGAGGAGACUGCCAUACGAAAGGCUGUUGCGGAAUGGGAAGCCCUUCCUCGUAUGAUUGAUCAGAACAAGAACGAGUUGCAGCAGUACAUUGACUUGAACGCACAAACAAGCGACCGAAUCCGGGAGAUCAAGGCCCAGUCACGACUGUGUUCGCUCAAGAUUGCUAACCUCACUCUGGAGUAUGCCAAAUCUGUCACCGAGUUCCGUCGCCUUCACGAGAAUUUUGUCGAGGCUGAAAUCCGUCUGAUCGAAGCUGCGUCGGAAGUCAGAGCGCUCGAAAAGGAGAACAAGUUGGUCCUAGAGCGACUCCGAUCAAAACAAGUGCUGGUCGCUCAGCUGGAGCAGAUGGCUAACACUAUGAAAGAAGAGGUUCGACAAGCUCACGUCAGGACUCAGGCGCUACUGGAUGACUGCACAGGGGAGGAAAAACAGAUUGUGCUUUCGUACAAGGACCUCCCAAGCGUCGCAGAGCUGGACGACGAGAUCCAGUCGGUCAAUGCUCGACUCGAAAUGAUGUCUGGAGGUAGCGCUCAGGCUGUCAAGACAUACGAAACCCGCGAGCAACUAAUCCGAAAGACACAAGACUCUCUGGACAAGCAUGCCGCAGCCUUGAGGGAGGCGCAAGACAAGAUCAAAUCCAUCAAAGAUCCGUUUGAGAAGGAAUUGGAUGCACUCAUCGCGAAAAUCAGCGAUGCAUUCGCACACAACUUCGCACAGAUUGGCUGCGCUGGGGAGGUCUCGGUGUACAAGGAUGAUGACGACUUCAACGCCUGGUCCAUUCAGAUUUCAGUUCGCUUCCGCGAGGGCGAGUCCAUGUCCGUCCUCAACGCUAAUCGUCAAUCGGGUGGUGAGCGCGCCGUCUCGACCAUCUUCUACCUUAUGGCCCUGCAAGACCUUGCACAGGCACCGUUCCGCGUCGUCGACGAGAUCAACCAGGGCAUGGACCCGCGCAACGAGCGCAUGGUGCACGAGCGGAUGGUUGACAUCGCUUGUCAAGAGCGUACGAGCCAAUAUUUUCUCAUCACACCGAAGUUGCUCUCGGGUUUGAAAUUCCAUCCAAAGAUGAAGGUCCACAUCAUCAACAGCGGUGAGCAUAUCCCGAAGAGUACGACUACAAAGGACGAGUGGAACCUCAAGGACAUGGCAAAGGUUGCGCUUGCGGUCAGGGGACGUGUUAGUGCUGCUGCCUGA